GGGUCUUCAGGGAGAGGGAGGCCGCAUUCUAGAAGCUUUCUGUUGCCACCAACACCAAGCUUCGCUUAUCUCCAUCUGACAAGAGCAUCCGAGAUGAUGGAAGUACCAUCUUGAAUUGGUCCUUCUGUUCUAGGUUUCAUUCGUUUUUCUUUUCUUACAAGAAAAUCUAAACUUAGAAUUCGGAAGUAAAACCCACAACAAUGACAUCUCCCAAAAAUAACGGCGACGACGACGACUAUGAUGAGAUCCCUCUUCAACACCAGCGCCCAUUUGGAGCUGGACUGCAUAGAAAACCGAUAGCGUUUGUGUCGGCGUCGGGCGGAGGAAAACUCAGAUCAGUCGAUGAUACCGCAGCAGGCAAACCGCAACAGAACGUGGCCGAUGUCUAUCUCAGCAUGGUCCUCUCCGAGGAUGUCACCCGGCCCAAGUCAGCACCGCCUACAAGCAGUAGCGUCUCAGAAGGCGAAUCAUUACAGGACGGAACAUGCACCGUCUGCAAGCUACCGCUCAAGACCGACAGGGGCACCCACGCGCAGUCCUUCGCACACCAGGUCUGCCUCCCACACUCACAACCCCCGUCGGCCCUGGACCGUUCCCGUAUGGGCCUCGCCUACCUGUCUACGUACGGGUGGGAUCCCGACGCCAGUAAGGGGCUCGGUUCAGAGCAGCAAGGUAUCAAGUUCCCCGUCAAAGCCAAAGUGAAAGACGACAAGCUUGGCAUCGGCAUCCAGGUGCCCAAGGGGCUGCCACCGCCCAAGAAGAAGGAGCAGCUGCUUGAUGCUAAGAAGGUCAGGAAGAUGGCCCUCGAGGAGAAGAAGAAGGCGUCCAAGAUCCGACAGGAGCUAUUUGGCGACGGGAAAUUGGAAAAAUACCUCGGGUCGGGUGCUACCGGAUGAUGAACCCAGCCCUUCAUGAAAAAAUAGAUACAUUCAGCCUCAAGGAAACUCAUCCACGCCACCCGCCCUCGUGUACUCCAUACACUCCUCCUUCCGCUCUCUCACCGCCCUCUCGCUAUCAACUUCAACCCUGUAAAACCCGUCUGUCCCAUCCCCCAAUGUCUCCUGCACAUCCGCCUCCAGGUCAGCAACGGUCUCGUACUCGCCCCCACCAACACUUCUCAAUAGUCACCGCCUCCGCCUGCUCGCUCAAGUUCCCCUAGGGCCCCGGACGAGGCCGAAGCCGCCCACGCCGAUGUGCGUGGUCUUGCGGA
Chaetomium fimeti is the source of this 1210-nucleotide messenger RNA. RefSeq lists its product as uncharacterized. Gene Ontology annotation, molecular function: nucleic acid binding. Lineage: Eukaryota; Fungi; Ascomycota; Sordariomycetes; Sordariales; Chaetomiaceae. The coding region runs from base 201 to 896 and encodes 231 amino acids. The transcript has a single exon. The record is from RefSeq and is a predicted model, not a curated record.